Messenger RNA from Acanthoscelides obtectus, 3781 nucleotides. The record is from the annotation of a GenBank genome assembly. NCBI's taxonomy places the organism in Eukaryota, Metazoa, Arthropoda, Insecta, Coleoptera, Chrysomelidae.
AUUUUGACGGCUGACAUUUGGCGGCGUGGAAAGUUGAAAAAAUGUAUUUAUGUUAUUAAUCCGUAGCUUCCGGCUGUUUUCCACAUUGAUUAAUAAAUAUUCACCUCCAAUGAAUAAACUGCAUAAAUCUCCCGGCGCUGGCGAAAAGAAAGCAAUACAUGUCACACAACAUAAUUUCACAACUCAGGAAGAAAAUGUAAAAUUCCAAGCUUUACCAAGUCCAGUAAAAAGCUAUAGUGACAAAAAGGAAUACAGGGUAAUAAGAUUAGAAAAUAAUCUUACAGUUUGUUUGAUAUCUGACAAAAGUCCAAUAGAGGAAAUUUUCGAGGAUACAGAGACUGAAAGUGACUCAAGUUUUGUUACAUCUGAUGAGGAAUCAGAUUUGAGCGAUGGAUCAGAACAGUCAGAAGAACAUGGAGGACCUAAGGGUGAUAUUGAACAAAAAAUGGCAGCUGCAGGAUUGUGCAUAGGUGUUGGUAGUUUCAGUGAUCCAAAAGAUGUUCCUGGAAUGGCUCAUUUCUUAGAGCAUAUGGUUUUUAUGGGAAGUGAAAAAUUCCCAUCAGAAAAUGAUUUUGACUCUUUCAUAAAGAAAGGAGGUGGUAGUGAUAAUGCUUCCACAGAUGCAGAAACUACUUGCUUCUACUUUGAGUGCCUAGAAAAACAUUUGCAUGAAGCUUUGGACAAAUUUGCUCAGUUUUUCAUAGCUCCUUUAAUGAAAAGAGAGGCUAUGACUAGGGAAAGAGAAGCUAUUGAAUCAGAAUUUCAAAUGGCUCUGCCAUCGGACUCUUCAAGAAAAGAACAACUGCUUUGUAGUUUAUCUCAGGAAGACUCUCCUGUAAAUUCGUUCGCCUGGGGUAAUUUGGUCACCCUAAGGGACAGUAUUUCUGAUGACAAAUUGUAUGAAGGUGUGCACGAGUUUAGACGACGACAUUAUUCGGCGCAUCGCAUGACUUUGGCUGUACAGGCUAGGUUACCCAUGCAAACGUUAGAACAGUAUAUUGUGGAAUGUUUCUCCAACGUACCUAAUAACAAUCUACCGCCAGAAGACCUUAGUCAAUUUAGCACAAGUAUAUUUAAAACACCAUAUUUCACUAGGAUAUACUAUGUGAAACCUAUGAAAGAUCUCUGUCAGGUGGAUUUGACGUGGUGCUUACCGUCUUUCCGAGAUAAGUAUAAAAGUAAAGCUCACGAAUACAUUUCACAUUUAAUGGGAGAUGAAGGCAAUGAGAGCUUGCUUUCCUACUUGAGAAAUAGGGUAUGGGCUAUAUCUACAUCAAUAGGUAAUGGAGAGUCAGGAACUGAGUUGAAUUCGAUUUACUCACUUUACACGGUAUCCAUUGUGUUAACAGAAGAAGGCUUGAAACAGGUGGAUGAGGUUAUAGCUGCAGUAUUCUCCUACUUGAGCAUGCUGAAACAAAUUGGUCCUGAAGAGAGAGUAUUCAAUGAAAUGAAAUUAAUAGCAGAUACAGCUUUUCGUUUUGCUCGCGAAGAUCCUGCAGUUGAUACCGUUGAAGAUUUGUGCGAAAAUAUGCAAAUAUAUCCACCAGAGGAUUAUAUUACCGGUUCGGAGUUAUAUUAUGAAUAUGAUCCUGAGGGUAUUAAAGAAAUAAUGGAUUUGCUACAACCGAGUAGCAUGAACAUUAUGAUAGUAUCAAAAAAGUUGCCUAAAGAUAUAGUAUAUGAUCAGACUGAAAAAUGGUUUGGAACUCGAUACACAGAUAGAGAAGUACCUGCGAGCUGGAUAUCAAAAUGGGAAUCUGUCAAACCAUAUCCGGAGUUUAGUAUCCCACCUCCGAAUCCAUUCAUAACUACCGAUUUUUCCAUUUUGGAAAAAAAAGAAAACCAACCAGAAUAUCCUCAGCAAUUAUCUGAUAAUCCAUUGUAUGAAAUAUGGUAUAGGCAAGAUCAAAAAUUCGAGUUGCCGAUGGCUUAUUAUUAUCUUUAUCUUAUUAGUCCUCUAUCUGUCAAAUCUGCAAGAAGCAACGCCUUGUUGGAUAUGAUGAUAAAUUUUCUUGUGUAUUCUUUAACUGAAGUAGCUUAUCCUGCUGUUACGGCUGACUUAUCAUAUGCUAUAUCUAGCUAUGAAAAAGGACUUAUGAUUAAAGUGUAUGGAUACAAUCAGAAACUACCAGUUUUGUUGGAUCUUAUUUCAAGUAAAUUGAUUACGUUUGGUGAUGAAAUAUCCUUGGCAGUAUUUGAAGCAGUGAAAGAUAAAUUAAUCAAAAGCUAUCAUAAUAAAGCUAUAAAACCGUCUUCCUUAGCUAAAGACAUGCGAUUAAUUUUACUAGUAAAUAAUGUAUAUACAACGAUGGAAAAGCACAUGGAAUUGCAAACUGUUACAUUAGAUGAGUUGAAGGACUAUUGUAAAGAAUUUAUAAAAACUCUGUAUCUUAAGUCUCUAGUCCAGGGUAAUGUAACAGCACUAGAAGCCAGUGCUACUGUUAAAAAAUUCGUAGAUACAGUACACUUUACUGAGUUGCCUGCAGACAUCCGUCCAAAAUAUAAAGUUGUACAGAUACCGAAAGGAGAAAAGUGUUUCAGGAUAGAAAGCUUCAAUAAGCAAGAUACCAAUUCAAUCAUAACUAAUUAUUACCAAGCUGCUCCAUUUACGAUCAGGAGUAGUGUCAUAAUAGAAAUAAUUAUGUUAAUCAUCGAAGAGCCUCUCUUUGACGUCCUAAGAACUAAAGAACAGCUUGGCUACAACGUAUACUGCUCCUUGAGGGACACGUUUGGAGUUUUAGGCUAUACAAUAACUGUAAAUGCUCAAGCUACAAAGCAUACAACUAAUCAUGUAGACAAUAGAAUAGAGGAGUUCUUGAAGCAUACCGACAAGAUCCUGGAAAGCACACCAGAGAAAGAGCUGAAUCAAAUUAAAGAAGAUUUGAUAAAAACUAAACAAUGUGCGCAUACCGAUUUGAAAGAAGAAGUUGAUACGAAUUGGUCUGAAAUUAUUUCUGACGAUUACAUAUUUGACAGGUUGAAGCAAGAAAUUGCUGCUAUUAAGGAUGUGACCCUCAAAGAGGUGAGGCAAUGGUGGAAGACGCAUAAUAAGUUUGGAGAUAAAGAAAACUUCAGGAAAUUAACAGUGCAGGUUGUUGGACACAAUAAAUCAGAGAAAGACGUAAAAGAUGCUGAUGUGGACGUUUUAGGUAAUGAUAAAGAAGAUGCAGUCCUAGGUAGAAAGUUCAGAGUUACUGUAUUAGGAAAUGAGUCUUUGUGCAAGAAAGAGAAGAAGGAUAAAGAGUACUUUAUAAAAGAUGUGGAAGAUUUUAGAAGUGGUUUGGUCAUGUUUCCGUCUGUCGAGAAGCUACCAAAGUAGAUGUGAGUAUGCAAAUAGUUCAUUGCGCGCCUGCUGAAAAUCAGCAUGAAGUGAACGAUAGCUAGUCAAGAAACACACGUCACACUUCCAAGUUACGUAAUACCCCUGCAGGAGGGCCUAUGGUUGAUGACGUCGCCCCCUGCACCGCGGGUCCUUGACUCACCUGUUAGAAUAUAAGCUGGUGAAAUUAAGUUUGCACGUUUAAUAGGCAAACAUCUCGAACACGAGUCAUGUGAAAUGAACUUUGCAAAGUUUAUUCGGCAAACAGAACACGAGUCGCCCAUGUUGUUGAACGCAUUUAAGGAUAUAGUCUGGAGAAACCAACUUUGCAAGUUUAUUUGGCAAACACCUUGAAGAUAAGUAGUCGCUGUCCACACGUUUGCAUAUGCCUAAUAAACUUGCAAAGUUUAUUUAACUAGUCUUUUCAUUAAUCCUGUUUAUAGACCUUAUCGAAAAUCAGAA